This is a messenger RNA of Erigeron canadensis, 1573 nucleotides long. RefSeq names its product UDP-glycosyltransferase 73E1-like. The record is from RefSeq and is a predicted model, not a curated record. Lineage: Eukaryota; Viridiplantae; Streptophyta; Magnoliopsida; Asterales; Asteraceae. The coding region runs from base 42 to 1511 and encodes 489 amino acids. The transcript has a single exon. Gene Ontology annotation, molecular function: UDP-glycosyltransferase activity.
UUCUGAAUGGUUCAUCAACAACAAUUCUUCUAAAACUUAUCAUGGCUUCCUUACCUAAAGACCUUCAUAUCGUCUUGUUUCCUCUAAUGCAACAAGGCCAUAUGAUACCCAUGAUCGACAUUGCUCGUAUACUAGCCCGACACAACGCCACAGUCACGAUAGUCACAACUCGGGUCAAUGCUGAUCGUUUUCGUGCAGCCAUUGCUCGCGCAAUCGAAGCUAAGCUAAAGAUUCAACUCGUCGAACUUUAUCUUCCAUUAUCCGAAGUUGGUUUGCCCGAAGGAUGUGAAAAUUUCGACAUGCUUCCAUCCUUUGAUCUCUUUGUCAAAAUGUAUACCGCAAUGGGCAUGCUAGAAAAGCCUGCAGAACGUGUUCUUCGCGGAUUAAUUCCGCCUCCAAGUUGCAUAAUCUCGGAUAAUCAGUUCCCAUGGACAAAUGAUGUAGCUCGAAAACUUGGUAUCCCGAGGUUUGUUUUUCAUGGGCCAGGAUGUUUUACAUACUUGUGCUUGCACAUUGUAAUGAAUACUAAUAUACUAAAUGAAGUUGAGUCUGAUUCGGACUAUUUUGUGCUGCCCGGGAUCUCUGACCGGAUUGAACUUACGAAAGCACAAGCCGGGGGUUGGGCGAAAACAGACACAAAAGAGAUGGAGGACUUUUUUGUACAAAUGAAGGCGGCCGAGGAAGCUGCAAAUGGGAUUGUGGUUAAUAGUUUUCAUGAACUAGAACCUAAUUAUGUUGAAGAACUAGCAAAGGCGAAAGGGAAAAAGGUAUGGUGUAUUGGGCCGGUUUCUUUACAUAAUAGAAGUUUUUUGGAUAUAGCCGAGAGAGGAAAUAAGGCUGGAGUCGACGAGCAUGCUUGCUUAAUGUGGCUGGAUAUGAAAGAGUCACGGUCCGUGAUCUUUAUUUGUUUGGGAAGUAUGUCGAGUAUUUCAAAUGAGCAACUAUUUGAGCUCGGGUUGGGCUUAGAGUUAUCUAACAUACCGUUUAUUUGGUGUAUAAGACACAAAACAGAGGAAACAGAGGAAUGGUUAUCUGGAUAUGAAGAAAGGGUCAAAGAUAGAGGCCUAAUUGUUCGCGGUUGGGCACCACAAGUCUUGAUACUGUCCCACAAAGCUGUUGGUGGUUUCUUAACUCAUUGUGGAUGGAACUCGACCCUUGAGGGGGUUUCAGCUGGGCUUCCGAUGGUUACCUUCCCACAAUAUGCAGAUCAAUUUAUAAAUGAAAGAUUCAUCAUAGACGUAUUAAAAGUUGGAGUUAGCAUUCGUAUGGAGAAGGCGGAUAAGUAUGGAGUGUUGGUGAAGAAGGAAAACAUCAUGAGAGCACUGGAAAGUAUAAUGGACAAACACGAGGAAGGAGAACUAAGAAGAAAGAGAGCUAGAGAGCUCGGGGAAAUGGCAAAGAGAGCAAUGGAGGAAGGAGGAUCAUCUUAUCUCAACAUAUCGUCAAUGAUUCAAGAUAUUGUUGGGCAAUUAGCUACGAACAACACUAAAUCGAUUCAAGAUAUUGUGUAGCUAUUGUUAUUAGUGUGAUUGUUUCCAUUUUCUGUAUUAAUGCAACUGAUCACUUUGAUCCA